AUGCUUCCCGCUGGAUGUCUACUCGGUGAAGUGGCGGCCAAGCAGGAGGUCAGCGGAAAGGCGGCAAGAUCGACAGGGCAGAAGACGUUGGAACAGUGGUCCACGAAGGAAGAGAAUGCCAUUUGCGGUAUUUCGGAAGUGGAGAAAAAGUUGCCCUUUUCUCUGGAACCUGUUGGGCUGGUUGUCGACAUCCUUGAAAAGUCUGGAUCCGAACUGAUGAUCGGCCAAUAG
Molecule: messenger RNA, 231 nt
Organism: Mesocestoides corti
Lineage: Eukaryota; Metazoa; Platyhelminthes; Cestoda; Cyclophyllidea; Mesocestoididae
Source: the annotation of a GenBank genome assembly